AUGCGGCUUUCCUGGAUCUUGGUGGCGUUCUCCGCCGCUCUGGCUGCUGGUCAAAAUGCGACGGAAGAGUUGGAGCGGGCAAUACAGCUGGUGGCCAGCAUGCCCGAAUGUGCACGAACAUGUCUCCUAGAGGGAGUUGCAAAUUCGGGCAGGACUGGUCCUAUCAACAUAACCGCAAGCUGCAGCAAUGCAACAGCGACUGCCGGGACUGAAGCAUGCGCAAAGGCAGCGUGCACCAUUCGAGAGCAACUGACCACCAAGAACAUCACCGAAACGCUUUGCAACAGGCCCGUCCGGGAAGGAGCCCACUACUCACUCGCUAGUGUCAUUGGACUUGCAUUCGCUAUCGUAUCAUUUCUUAUGCGUCUGGCUUCCAAGGUUUCCUUUUCUUGUAUUCCUGGCUCACGGUUCGAUGCCGAUUUCUGGUGGGACGAUCUCGCAAUUGGCAUCGCUAUGCUKUUGCUCUUUCCCAUCUCUGGUCUGUCAAAUGCUCUGAAUGCGUUGGGUAUCGGGAGAGAUGUCUGGACGGUACCAUUUCAGAACCUGACUAGGAUCCUCGAACUGUACUUCAUCGCCGAGAUCUUGUAUUUGGUAACCCUACCAGCCAUCAAGAUCGGUAUUCUCUGCACAUAUCUUCGCAUUUUCCAGCAGCCACGCUUCCGGAAACUCGUGUAUGCCACUAUUGCGCUCAACGGAGCAUACGCAAUAACAUUCAUCUUCAUCACCAUCUUUCAAUGCGCGCCAGUCAACUACGCGUGGCACAAGUGGGACGGAACGAGACCUGGAUCAUGCAACAGCAUCAACGCUCAGAGCUGGGCGUCGGCCAUAAUCAACAUCAUCCUCGAUAUCGUCGUCGUGGCACUUCCGAUGCCCAUGCUGUGGGGCAUGAAUCUCAAUCUUCGGAAGAAGCUCCUUGUCAUGCUGAUGUUCGGCGUUGGGUCCUUUGUGACAAUUGUCAGCAUUCUUCGUCUCCAAACUCUCAUCAAGUUUGCAGACUCCACAAACCUCACAUAUGACUACAAGCAAGCAGGAUAUUGGACAUCAAUCGAAAUCAACACUGCCAUGUGCUGUGCCUGCAUGCCCGGCAUCCGGAACUUAAUUCGCAGAUUUCUGCCCAAACUCAUGGGUAACACCACCGGCUUUGGCGGCACCACAGGUGGAACCAAUUUAUCCGGACCCACAGCAGUCAUGAGCAGUAACCACAAAGGAGUCGAGGUUAGUGUGCGGCAACGAGACAGCGAAGACAGGACCUUCAUCCCACUCGAGAAUGUCAGUACGAAGGAUUUGAUAGAGCCGGCAAAUGGCCCUGUGAGUCCAAUCAGUCCCCGCGAACGCGCCAGCCGCAACUUCUCGCGGCCCAAAUCACAUCAGUGGGGCGGAGAAGGAUGA
This is a messenger RNA of Ramularia collo-cygni, 1389 nucleotides long. RefSeq lists its product as uncharacterized. NCBI's taxonomy places the organism in Eukaryota, Fungi, Ascomycota, Dothideomycetes, Mycosphaerellales, Mycosphaerellaceae. Bases 1 to 1389 code for a protein of 462 amino acids. The transcript has 13 exons. The record is from RefSeq and is a predicted model, not a curated record.